UUGAUGUGCUGGAUAAGUUUUGAGAAUAAGAAAACAUGUCUUGAAUUCUCAAAAUUAAAUGUAAUGACUUCCUUAAGAGAUUUAUUUUCCCCCAAACUAAAGAUAAUUCUGAUGUUGUACUCAAGGGACAGUGUAAGCUGCGCAGAACCUCUGUUUGAGUCUAAUAACUCUCUUAAUGUCCGUUUCAACCCGUCAAAGAAAACUAUCUGCAUCAUUCAUGGAUACAGACCCCUGGGCUCCAUCCCAGCAUGGCUUCAUAAGUUUACCAAGGUGUUAUUGAAACACGAAGAUGUGAAUCUCAUUGUUGUAGACUGGAACCAGGGUGCUACAACAUUCAUUUACAAUAGAGCUGUUAAAAAUACCAGACUAGUUGCUAAGUAUUUGAGUGAGUCAAUUCAAAGUCUUUUGAACCAUGGAGCAUCUCUUGACAAUUUUCAUCUCAUAGGCGUGAGCUUAGGGGCUCAUAUUAGUGGUUUUGUAGGAAAACUAUUUCACGGUCAACUUGGAAGAAUUACAGGCCUUGACCCAGCUGGACCACAAUUCUCUGGAAAACCAUCAGAUAGCAGAUUAGAUUACACAGACGCAAAGUUUGUAGAUGUCAUCCAUACUGAUUCCGAUGGUUUAGGCAUUCUAGAGCCAUUGGGACAUAUAGAUUUUUACCCAAAUGGAGGAAGAAAACAGCCAGGUUGUCCUACAACAGUUUUUUCAGGAGUUAAUUACAUAAAAUGUGACCAUCAGAGAGCAGUUCAUUUGUUUAUUGCAGCUUUUGAAACAAAUUGCAAUUUUGUUUCAUUUCCUUGUACGUCGUACAAAGAGUAUGAGAAUGGUUUAUGUGUGGACUGUAGGAACCGUUAUGGAAACACCUGUCCUAGACUUGGUAAUCAAGCUCAGCUAUGGAAAAAAGGUUUGAAGGAAAGAAUGGAAAGAUGGCCUCUCAGGACCAUUGCAUUUUUGGAUACUAGCUCCCAAAGUUCAUUCUGUACCUAUUAUUUUGUUCUCAGUAUAGUUGCUUUGGAUGGAACUAUAAAGGACGGCUCAAUUUCAUUUAGUUUAUUAAACAACCUUCAGAGAUUUGAAUACCCUAGGCUCUAUGUGAAGAGCAAACCAUUUGAUAAUCUUCAAGGAGUCAAGAUCCUUGCUCAGUUCAUAAGGGAUAUUGUGAACAUUUCAUGCAUAUAUGUAACAUACUUACAUUCCCCCGAUUCCUGCUGUUCCACGUGCCAAUACAGAGUCCAGAGUCUUGUGUUAAAGUCACUUACACACCCAGAAAGACCACCAUUUUGUAAAUAUAAUUUUGUACUUAAAGAAAGAAUCAAGACAGAACUUCUACCAGAAGCCUGUAAGACACAGAUGGUGUGA
Messenger RNA from Peromyscus californicus insignis, 1359 nucleotides. It is a transcript of the gene Lipi, whose product is annotated as lipase I. The record is from RefSeq and is a predicted model, not a curated record. Bases 4 to 1359 code for a protein of 451 amino acids. The transcript is spliced from 10 exons. Gene Ontology annotation, biological process: lipid metabolic process. NCBI's taxonomy places the organism in Eukaryota, Metazoa, Chordata, Mammalia, Rodentia, Cricetidae. Gene Ontology annotation, molecular function: lipase activity; carboxylic ester hydrolase activity.